AUUUGACUUUAUUUAUAAGUUUGUGUCUGUUAACACGCAGCAAAACUGACCUCAAACCAAUAUGGAGUCGGGUGCAUUGAGAGAAGCUACGAGCCAACUGAGUGCUGUUCUUACAUUUCUCUUGAAACUGAAACUCGACAAAAAGCUGACGUCAGAAAAAGACACGUUGAUUGAAAGCUUGAAAAAAACUCUUGAAAAAUGCCGGAAAAUCGCUUCUACAGAAGAGGGUGAGGUUUACAAUGACGUUGUAACAAACGAUUCCGAAGUUUACAAUGACGUCGAAGGAAAAGAAGUAGAAGAAACCACAUACAAUGAUACAGCUCAACCAAACGACGUUUACACGGACACUGUAGCGGACCAGCAGGAUGAAUAUACAGAUCUAGAAGCUCCUACGCGAGAAAUAGCCCCGAUUCCAUGCGAGGAGCUCACUACCGCCACCAUGUGUAACCAUCUCCACCUGAAGAGCAAGAGCAUGUUGAUGGGGGCGUGGCAGAAGAGAUGGUGCGUCUUGGAUAAAAAUGUUUUCUACAUGUACGAUAGCUCGAAAGAUAAGAAACAAAAAGAAGCGUUUAGUGUCGUUGGAUUCUCGUUCCAAGUACGCGAUGACAUCACAAAGGAAGCGAAGCGGAAAGAAAGGUGUUUCGAAUUGAAGAACGAUAAAUUGAACAAAGUUUACUGCUUUUGCGCCAGUGACAAAGAAAGUUUACAAAAAUGGAAGAAGGUUCUCUCCGCUGCCACUCGAGGUUUGUCCGCUUCACACUGCUCCACUACAAGCAUGGAAACUGUCACCCCAACGCACGGGAAAAAGUCUUUCUUUAAUAUAAUUUCAAGUCUUGGAUCGAAAAACUCCAAGAGUUCUGCUUCAAUCUCGGAGGUUGGUGACGACAGCGUGUACGACGACACAGGACCCGGGGAAACUUACGAUGACCUUGAUAUAUUGCCACCUAAUGGUGAUUAUACCGAUACCGGGGCGUCAGAAACAUACAUGGAUACAGCUGUGAACAACGACGACGUGUAUGAAGACACUCAACCUCCCGAGGAAAACUACGAGGAUUUAGCGACGAAUCCAGCACCAGACCCAACGAAACGAAACCUGCCCCUACCCCCGCCAUCUCUCGGCCCCAAACCGGGAAAAUCCCUUGGGUCCCCUCUUCUCCCCCCUCGUGACCGGAGCCCCUCUCGCUCAAGUUUGACCCCUACAGGGGAAAGCCCAGGUUGGAGCUCCGUUCCGAAGUUACCCCCUCGUUCACCCACCGGGGGGGCUCAUAUCGAGGAGUCGGGGUCGGCUAGUGGUGCGUUCAACCGGAAAGAACUUCCGGUUCCUGAUAAGUCACGUAACUUACCUCCUGUGCCGGGUAACAAACACGAAAUGAAGACGACCCCCCUUCCUCCAUCACCCAUACCCUCGCCACCGGGUGUGAUUGACGAUGUGACAUCACAAGAAGAUUAUGAGAACAUGUACCAGGGAAUGUGGGAUCUUAUUCCAGAUGAAAAUAAUGAAUUGGCGCUCAAGCGUGGAGAAAUAUGUCAUGUGAUAUCAAAGGUUGGUGUAUAAUGUCCAUAUGCAUGG
This is a messenger RNA of Ciona intestinalis (vase tunicate), 1570 nucleotides long. The record is from RefSeq and is a predicted model, not a curated record. NCBI's taxonomy places the organism in Eukaryota, Metazoa, Chordata, Ascidiacea, Phlebobranchia, Cionidae.